AUGGACGGACUGCAAUUACGAGAUGAAGCCGUCCGCGACCGCAUCAGAGCGGCCGAAGAGUUCCUCGACCCCAAUGACCCCCGAGCCCGCAGCUACAGAGCAGACAUCCUGGUUAUGCUGGGUCGCUCAUCGCGGCGCCUCCCUGUAUCUCUCGAUGAGAUUCGCAAGCACAGUCAAGAGAUGGCCGAUGGCAUCCUCAACCAGCCCUUUGACUUUUCGCAAGCCUUCGACCGCGCCGUCAAGAACAUCGUCAACACUCUGCCUGGCAGACCGCCCUACGAGACAGCCGAAGACGUCGUCUACUAUUGCGCCUUCUUCGGCAGCUUCGGACAGUUCGCUACCAACCCUCGCACCCUGAGCUCUCAGCACCUCAACCACAUGGUCUCGCUGGAAGGCAUCGUCACAAAAUGCUCCCUCGUACGGCCCAAGGUGGUCAAGAGUGUGCACUACAACGAGAACAAGUCGUCUUUCCACUUCCGCGAGUACAGAGAUCAGACCAUGACCAUGAACGGCGCCGCCAGCUCUUCUGUCUAUCCCACCGAGGACGACGAGGGCAAUCCGCUAGUCACCGAGUACGGCUUCUGCACCUACCGCGACCACCAGACCAUCUCGAUUCAAGAAAUGCCCGAACGCGCUCCCGCCGGCCAGCUCCCCCGAAGUGUCGAUGUCAUCAUGGACGACGACAUGGUCGACAGAGUCAAGCCUGGUGACCGCAUCCAGCUUGUCGGCAUCUACAGGUCGCUCGGGAACCGCAACGCUGGUGCUGGCAGCUCGACUUUCCGUACGCUCGUUCUCGCCAACAACAUCAUCCUCCUUUCCUCAAAGUCCGGCGGUGGCAUCGCCCAGGCCACAAUUACCGACACCGACAUCAGAAACAUCAACAGAAUCUCAAAACAGCGCAAGGUCUUUGAUCUGCUCUCACAAUCUCUGGCUCCCAGUAUCUACGGUCACGACUACAUCAAGAAGGCGAUUCUGCUUAUGCUUCUUGGAGGUAUGGAGAAGAACUUGGACAACGGCACCCAUCUGAGAGGAGACAUCAACAUCCUCAUGGUUGGUGAUCCGUCUACUGCAAAGUCUCAGCUUCUACGCUUCGUGCUGAACACGGCUCCGCUCGCCAUUGCCACGACUGGUCGUGGUUCUUCUGGUGUUGGUUUGACAGCUGCGGUCACAUCUGACAAGGAGACUGGUGAGCGUAGACUUGAAGCUGGUGCCAUGGUCUUGGCCGAUCGUGGUGUUGUGUGUAUCGAUGAGUUCGACAAGAUGUCCGAUGUCGAUCGUGUCGCCAUUCACGAAGUCAUGGAGCAGCAGACUGUCACCAUCGCCAAAGCUGGAAUUCACACCUCGCUCAACGCCCGUUGCUCGGUCGUCGCAGCUGCCAACCCCAUCUACGGCCAGUACGACACACACAAGGACCCUCACCGCAACAUCGCUCUUCCUGAUUCCCUCCUUUCUCGUUUCGAUUUGCUGUUCAUCGUGACAGACGACAUCGAGGACAUCAGAGACAGACAAGUCUCGGAGCACGUCCUUCGCAUGCACAGAUACCGCCAGCCAGGCACAGAAGAGGGAGCACCAGUUCGCGAGCAAGCAACGCAGUCUCUUGGCGUCGGUCUUGAAGAGGAAGCAGAUAGCGACAAGACUUCCGAAGUCUACGAGAAGUUCAACGUUAUGCUGCACGCUGGUGUCACGGUCACAGUUGGCCGCGGAUCUGGUCGCAAGGUCGAAGUACUCAGCAUUCCCUUCAUCAAAAAGUACAUCCAAUACGCCAAGUCGAGAGUCAAGCCCAUCCUCACCUCUGGCGCCGCAAACCACAUCAUCGCCACUUAUUCGUCUCUUCGCAACGAUGAGAUCGAAAGCAACCAGCGCAAGACUUCGCCAAUGACUGCCCGUACCCUGGAGACUCUCAUCCGUCUGAGUACUGCACACGCAAAAUCUCGCCUGUCCAACCGUGUCGAACAGAAAGAUGCUGAAGUCGCAGAGGGCAUUCUUCGUUUCGCUCUCUUCAAGGAAGUGGCAGAAGACGAGCGUAGGAAACGCAGAAAGACUCGUGCGAACACCGAGACGCUUUCCUCUGACGAAGACUCCUCAGACGACGAAGACAUGGACGCAACAACCACAAACCGCAGCUCAACACGCCGUGGCACCACACCUGCCAGAAGAGGCGCACGACGAACGCCUGCAAAUGGAGACGAGCAUACCGCUUCAGGCGCCCUACCGGACGAAGACGAAGACCUGUACUCAGCGACACCAAGGGCCACCCGAAUCAGACAAACACAAUCAUCGCUCCCUCCACCUUCGUCCUCACAAUUCUCGCUCGCAUCCUCGCGCCCAGCAUCACAGCUUCUUGAUUCGCAAUCACAAUCAGCGGCGCCUGAAAGCCAAGAGAUCGAGGAGACGCAAGAGGAGGAGCCAGAGAUCACGGCACAACGUCUGCAAGUAUUCCAACAAGCGCUUGGCCAGCUUAUCGACGGGCCGCUGUUUGCCAACGAUGCGGCGGAUGUGGAGCCGCUCGUCGAGGCUGUGAAUGCGAGAAUAGCUUCGAGAGAGGAGCAGUUCAGCGCAGGAGAAGCCGAGAAGGCGCUUGUCGAGUUGAACGACGCGAACAAGAUCAUGUACACCAGUGGUGUUGUAUACAAGAUCUAG
Molecule: messenger RNA, 2640 nt
Organism: Aureobasidium namibiae CBS 147.97
Lineage: Eukaryota; Fungi; Ascomycota; Dothideomycetes; Dothideales; Saccotheciaceae
Product: DNA replication licensing factor mcm3
Exons: 2
Coding region: 1-2640 (879 amino acids)
Biological process (GO): mitotic DNA replication initiation; DNA strand elongation involved in DNA replication; double-strand break repair via break-induced replication
Cellular component (GO): nucleus; MCM complex
Molecular function (GO): ATP hydrolysis activity; ATP binding; single-stranded DNA helicase activity
Source: RefSeq, a predicted model, not a curated record